AAUGUAUGUGAGAUGGAAAAACUCUGGUACCUGUAGUUGAAGAUGGCGUCUCAACAGUUGCUGUGUGUGUUCCUUGUGACGACCUUUCUGCUUUUCACAGGUUGUGAUUCACACAAGCCAGCAUGUGGCAAAGUUUCCUCCAAAAAUAAGAAAGGAGAUAAGGAUGGUUCUCCAGGAAGUUGGCCCUGGCAAGUCCUGUUGAAACAAAACGGGUACUUCUUUUGUUCGGGGUCCCUGAUCACCAACGAGUGGGUGCUUACCAGUCGAUACUGCAUGUAUAACCCAUUCAAUACCACUGCUCACCUGGGUUUGGAAAUCCAGAAAAAGGGUGAAGAAAGCUCUGAUGAAGAAGAAAUCUACGAGGAGACACGAUCUAUUGCUGAUGUCAAGUGCCAUAGUACACAUGGCCAAGAUUACUUCGAAACCAACGACAUUUGCCUUUUGAAGUUGUCUGAGCCCGUUGAACUGGAUGAGGACAUCCAGCCAGUCUGCUUGGCCUCGGAACACAGCACCUUCUUUGAUGGGACCACCAGCUGGAUCGCUGGUUUCACUCAAUACGAUGAAAAUUAUGUACCUACCAUGCUGACGGAGAUUGAGACACCAAUUGUGGGAGCCAAGCGCUGUGCGUGCAACCACGGUGGCUAUAUUGGGUCAACAGACAAGAUCAUUUGUGCUGGAGAAAUGGAGGAAUGUCCGUUGUAUACAAGUUUAGGAGGACCAAUGGUGAACCAAAAAGAGGACUACUGGGUCCAGAGUGGAGUCAUGUCUUCUCCUGGUUAUUGCGGAUAUCCCAAGCUCCCAGGAGUCUACACCCAAGUGUCCGAGUACCAGGAAUGGAUCAGUGAUGUCGUCCGUGGUGGCAUGAGACCGGAGUUUGUUACCUUCAAGUCACCAGACCUCGUCGAUAAAGACGUGUUUUUCAUUUGUCCAAGCUUCCAACAAAGUGUUUUUGACGAUGGUGAAAACCUCAGCAGCUUCACUCACGUCUUCUCUCUUUCUCUUCUGGUUUUGCUCCAGGUUUUUUUCAGUUUGUUUGGAAUGUAAAAGUAGAUACUCAGUUAGUGGACGUGUUCAAUUGAAACUCUCCACAUGUCAUUGAUGUAUUAAGAUAUGAAGAGGAAUAUACUUUUAAACAUUUAGGUUUUCUUGCAUAGGUCAUCCAGAUUGUCCAAUGGCAAUUUUUUGUGGUUGGUUAAAGUUUGAUUGAAGAUAUUCUUGUGUAAAAAUCUUGGGGUUUGAGUUAUAAUAUAAGUGCUUCAAAUGUGUUUUUUCCUGUUUUACUUUUUCAUGGAAAACAAGGUUUACCAUAUUUAGUGAGGGGAAAAGGAAGAUUUUUUUAAUUUGUAUUUUCAUGUGGUCUGACAAGGAAAAAAAGAGAUUGUAGAUCUUAAAUAUAACCCAGCAAAAAGUAGUAGUCCUUCCACAAUUGUUUCAAAAAGAGAUUUAUGAUAUUGUGACUUAUGGAGAACAAAUAAAUAAAGUUUACAGUGAGAUCAACAAUGCUGUAUUUAUAAGAAAGGAAUGUCAAAACAAGCACCGAACCUGUGCGAGGAAGCAGGCGGCACGGCGGAAUUCCCGCGGACGUUGAACGGGAAGGAGCUUCGUCAAAGCGAAAGUUGUACGGUUAAGAAUGUUUACAGUGUGUAUGUGUGUGAGGUGCCAGAGAAAACCUUAAAAACUUUAAUAAACUCCAGAGUUUCAUGA
Oryzias melastigma (Indian medaka) is the source of this 1704-nucleotide messenger RNA. RefSeq names its product chymotrypsin-like protease CTRL-1. Lineage: Eukaryota; Metazoa; Chordata; Actinopteri; Beloniformes; Adrianichthyidae. Gene Ontology annotation, biological process: proteolysis. Bases 43 to 1044 code for a protein of 333 amino acids. Gene Ontology annotation, molecular function: serine-type endopeptidase activity. The transcript has 6 exons. The record is from RefSeq and is a predicted model, not a curated record.